AUGGUAUCCUACAUUUACUGUGGUGAUCGAGAACGCUCCCUACGAGACUCCCAACUGAGUUCAGAUGAAACGACCGGCGAGGCAGCUGAGGUCUCUUCCCGCAUUCUCUCAACGUACCAUGCUGGCGAGCCCCUCUUCAGCAAAGAAAUUAUUCGGGACGUUGCCCGACAGCUUGCUAAUACCGAGUGCCGCAAAGUCUCAGUCAGAGGACUCGACGGGCAGGUCGUUGAAAUCGAUGUAGAGACUGGAAACGUGCUCGAUACUGGUAACCCAGAAUGGGACUACGUUAUGUAG
This is a messenger RNA of Exophiala spinifera, 294 nucleotides long. RefSeq lists its product as uncharacterized. The record is from RefSeq and is a predicted model, not a curated record. The transcript has a single exon. The coding region runs from base 1 to 294 and encodes 97 amino acids. Lineage: Eukaryota; Fungi; Ascomycota; Eurotiomycetes; Chaetothyriales; Herpotrichiellaceae.